This is a messenger RNA of Orycteropus afer afer, 973 nucleotides long. It is a transcript of the gene HSD11B1, whose product is annotated as hydroxysteroid 11-beta dehydrogenase 1. The record is from RefSeq and is a predicted model, not a curated record. Gene Ontology annotation, cellular component: endoplasmic reticulum membrane; intracellular membrane-bounded organelle. Gene Ontology annotation, molecular function: 11-beta-hydroxysteroid dehydrogenase (NADP+) activity; steroid binding. NCBI's taxonomy places the organism in Eukaryota, Metazoa, Chordata, Mammalia, Tubulidentata, Orycteropodidae. Gene Ontology annotation, biological process: steroid catabolic process.
AUUCAGAGGCUGCUGCCUGCCUAGGAGGCUGUAGAAAGCUCUGUAGGUUCUCUCUGUGUGUCCUACAGGGCUCCACGGGCCAGGUCCUUGCUUGAUGGCCUUUAUGAAAAAAUAUCUCCUCCCCAUUUGGGGACUCUUCUUGGCCUACUACUUCUAUUCUGCAAAUGAGGAAUUCAGACCAGAAAUGCUCCAAGGAAAGAAAGUGAUUGUCACAGGGGCCAGCAAGGGAAUUGGAGAGGAGAUGGCCUAUCAGCUGGCGAAGAUGGGAGCCCAUUUGGUGGUGACCGCGAGGUCAAAAGAAACUCUACAGAAGGUGGUAUCCCACUGCCUAGAACUCGGAGCAGCCUCAGCACACUACAUUGCUGGUACUAUGGAGGACAUGACCUUCGCAGAGCAAUUUGUUGUCAAAGCAGGAAAGCUCAUGGGGGGGCUAGACAUGCUCAUUCUCAACCACAUCACCAACACAUCUGUGAAUUUAUUUAAUAAUAAUAUCCACGAUGUGCGCAGAAGCAUGGAGGUCAACUUCCUCAGUUAUGUGGUCCUGAGUGUAGCCGCCUUGCCCAUGCUGAAGCAGAGUAAUGGAAGCAUUGUUGUGGUCUCCUCAAUAGCUGGGAAAAUAGCUAAUCCACUUGUUGCUCCCUAUUCUGCAAGCAAGUUUGCUCUUGACGGGUUCUUCUCUUCCAUCAGAGCAGAAUAUUCAGUGACCAAAGUCAACGUCUCAAUCACUCUCUGUGUCCUCGGUCUCAUAAAUACAGAAACAGCCAUGAAGGCAAUUUCUGGAAUAAUUGAUAGAGAACCAGCUCCAAAGGAUGAAUGUGCCCUGGAAAUCAUCAAAGGGGGUGCCCUGCGCCAAGAAGAAGUAUAUUAUGAUAAUUCACUCUGGAAUGUUCUCCUGCUAGGAAAUCCAGGGAGGAAGCUCCUGGAAUUUCUCUAUUUAAGGAGUUAUAAUAUGGAUAAACUUAUAAACAACUAG